Messenger RNA from Lingula anatina, 2620 nucleotides. RefSeq lists its product as uncharacterized. Lineage: Eukaryota; Metazoa; Brachiopoda; Lingulata; Lingulida; Lingulidae. Gene Ontology annotation, molecular function: calcium ion binding; protein binding. The record is from RefSeq and is a predicted model, not a curated record.
GCGUAAGCAGUGAGUGUACAGCAUGCGGUUUAUGCACUUCAUUUGUGCGUCAACAGGGUCAAGCCGAGCCAAGGUUGCACUUGAGAGAGGUAUUUCGCACUUUUUUAUUAUUAUCUCACUACUUACUUCUGGACGUCAUCUGUUAACGGGUUGAUUUUGAUUCCUACUGGAAGAGAUCACAUAAAGCAAGCACCGUCAUGGAUCGCUGUUGGGGUCUGCUGAUUGUACUGAUUUACGUGACAAGAGCCUUAGCAUAUGUGGAGCAAAUAUGGGACACCAAUGAAAAUAUGGAUGAGUGGCAGGUUUUACAAGUCGAUUCUGACUCAGAUGAAUCCAAACAGUGGCAAAAGGUACAAGUCCUGAGUGUCUUCCAAACGUGCACUCUAGAGUCUGGGCAGGAAAACUGGCUUGUGUCGCCCCCUAUCCCCCUGCCGCCAGAACUUCCUUUGGGUGCAUUAUUACCAUUGCGCAUCCGUGUAUCUUUCCUUAUGCACGCCUGCAACUAUACACGAUACAGCUUGGAUGAAUGCAAGAAUUACAUUCAGUUGUAUGCAGGGUAUUUCCCGCCAGGGACAAAUUCUACCAACGCAUCCAGUCUAGACGCAGUCAACUUUAUUCAAGAUAUCCAGCUCCGUUCUCCGGGCGCCCCUGACAGCGUCGACGUCGUGUACAACGUCACCGCCGCUCGUGCACAAGGUUCCGUGACAGACCAAAUACGGAUUGCUCUUCGUGACCCGGGAAGUUGUACUCAAGGCCUGUUCGUAUCCGUUGCAUAUUUCAUUUGCAUGCCUAUACAAGGAGUGCUUGUAUCAUUCCCCAAAUCAUUCCCAUCUUCUUCGCCAGUGCAAGGGUCCUGUAUAAGUGGUUCGCAUCCUUCCAACCCGCCUUUGCAGCGAGUUUGCUCUUUUGACGGAUCUUGGUCACCUCAAAAUGGAAGAUGCGUUUGCAAACCUGGGUACAAAAGGACUGCUACAGGCUGCGUCGAGACCAGUCCUUGCGAGUCGUACCCUUGCUUCAACGGCGGCACGUGCCUUGAAGAAAAUGGCGGCUUCCGGUGCGAGUGUUCAGUUGGAUUUGUCGGACAGACUUGUGAAAAUGCAAAUGGGCCCUGCUUUCGCAACCCGUGUUUGUAUGGGCAGUGUUCACAGUCUGGGAUGGACGGGUAUAGCUGUUACUGCCAGGAUGGUUGGAUGGGAACCAACUGUGACCAGGAGGACCACUGCUUCGGACAAGAAUGUAGUGGGAAUGGUUACUGCUUGAACAAGCAAAAUACAUAUUCUUGUCAAUGCCAGUUAGGUUUUAUUGGGAGAAAUUGUCAAGACCGAGUGUGUGACUUGGCUACCUGUUACAAUGGCGGAUCAUGCAUACCGGAUUCCGACGCACCGGAUGGAUACAAAUGCCAAUGUACGGAGGAUUUCGAAGGAUUGCAAUGCCUGGACCGGAUCCAGAGGUGCACUUACACUGUCAGUGUUAAAACCUCUAGGGCGGUUGGAGCAGGAACAGAUGAGCGCGUGGAUGUUACUCUUGGGGUUCAAAAAUUUGGGAAGUUGAAGAGGGCACAAUUCGAGGUGCAGGGAAAUUUUGAAAGUGGAAAUUUGGAUACGGUCACAAAGACGCUCCCCCUCUGUGGUUCACUGAGACAGAUUGAGAUUCACUUGAGACAAGAGAAAAUAAACUAUGUUAAUAAUUGGAAACUCCGCCAGGUGACAGUGACCGUAGAUGACAACAUCAUACGCAAGAUAUACGUCUGUUAUUUUAACACUUGGUUUAGACCCGGAGAUUACAAAAACAGAGCUUGUUCAUUGCUUUGAUCUACUGGACACAUAUGUCACUUUCUGAGCUUUGUAUACUACGGCAAUAAGAGAUAUGCUAAGUCGUUGCUUCGCAGCAUAUUAUUUUUUCUGUGCGCCGUUUGAUUAAGGUAUCAGGCAUGGAUAGAAAAAAAUUUUGAAGAGUACUGAUUUUAAGUGCCUUUGUUUCAAGACAGGGUGAAUAUUUAGUGCUCAUUGGCUCAAUUUCUUUUUUAGUAUUUGCACAUCAUUUUACCAAUAGCACCAUAAUUUUGUUGUUGAGGGUUUAUCAAAUGUCUCCUUUAACUUUGCACAUGCGACCACCGUUUUAACAUUAAUUAUAAUGACACCGUCGAGUGCCACAGGUCCAUAUUUGCGAAAAUUCUUGGGAAGCUUGCUUUUGAUUUUAUAGUAACUAUGCAAUACAAUGAGGAGCUCAGAAGAGCUUUACGCGAAAGAGAAGAUUAAUUGUCUUAAUACGAAGUCGUUUGGUACACGCCACCAGCACGUUAAGAUGUAUACUAGGUCACUGGAAUAAAGAUUGUAAGAUAUGCCUAUAAAUGUUAUGUUAUUUGGUUUAUUUUGCCGAACCAUAAUGUGCCGUGAGUGAAGCACUAGUAUAAAUGUAUCUAGCGCUAUUGUUCACUUACAUACUGUCACUAUGUAAUUAAUUUAACGUAAUAUAUUACUUAGUUAAAUGCAUGAAGGGGUAACAGCAAGAAAAUUUGCCAGGCGAAUAUUAAAUGAUGGUACCUGAACUGUAGCAUGUUAAAAAAAUGAAAACGGUGAUCCGUAUUCAUUUGUUUCAAUAAAUUCUAUCUCCACAGUCA